AUGGAUAGGACUCUUACGCCUUUGGCUGCCUCUGAUCCACUGAGAAGAUCUAUUGCUGAGCCGCACGAGGUUUCAUUCUUCAAAUGGAUUGUGGAUGCCUUUAUCGUGACCAUCAGUGAUGGUGCGAUGGGGAAAGUAUGUUUAGAUAUGUUUCCAGAGGUGGUGGACAACAUGUUUCUCCUUCAGACGAAUAUAUACGCCAUCUUUACGAGACGUCCUAGGAUUCUUGCCCCGAAAGCUUACGCUGCCUAUGAGAUUCGCUCGGCAGCUGUUUCAGAGGAAGAGUUGGCAAAGAUGUUUGUUUGGAUUUAUUGGGGCAUGCUCGACAAUCCAUCCACUGUUGCAUUUUGGCUCUUGUGCAGACUUCUUCAUAAUCCUGGUCUGCUAUCAGUGAUACGGGAAGAAUGUGAAGAGUCAUUCUUGAGAAACAGCCCCAUUACGCCGGCCGACAUCCCAGCACGGCUUGAGUGCUGUCCAAUCCUCAAGGCCACAUUUGAGGAAACCAUGCGCAUCCACUCCGGUCCACACAUAUUUCGCCAUGUUUCUGAAGAUACAGAAAUUGGUCCCUAUCUCCUAAAGAAGGGUUCUACUCUUCUCAUCCCUUAUGACCGCCUCCAAAUGAGUAAAUCCCAUUGGGGUCUUGAUGCGGAGGAGUUCAAAUAUCAACGCUUCCUUGACAAUCCGGGACUAGCAAAUUCAAGGUAUUACCGACCCUUUAGUGAUGGAAUCCAUCAAUGCGGUGGCGUGGCAAUGGCACCGCAACUUGUGAUGUACUUUGUUGCUAUUGUUUUGUGCCGCUAUGACGUGGACGUACUUGGCGGGAUUGGAAAGCACCCAUUUCCUAGAAUGGAUACUUCGAGAGGAAGGGCGACGGUACCAAUGCCCGUGGCUGAUGAUAUGUUUCGCGUAACUAUUACACCACGCAAAAGCACAAUUUGA
Aspergillus costaricaensis CBS 115574 is the source of this 939-nucleotide messenger RNA. RefSeq names its product cytochrome P450. The coding region runs from base 1 to 939 and encodes 312 amino acids. The record is from RefSeq and is a predicted model, not a curated record. Gene Ontology annotation, molecular function: monooxygenase activity; iron ion binding; heme binding. The transcript is spliced from 3 exons. NCBI's taxonomy places the organism in Eukaryota, Fungi, Ascomycota, Eurotiomycetes, Eurotiales, Aspergillaceae.